AUGGACGCGGCGUCGGGCGUGCGGGUGUGGUCGCCUGUGCGUGUGGUGCGUGAAGUGCCGGCGUAUGGCGAUGCUUCACCGGUCUCGUCUAUCUCUGACUCAGACACGCCGGAGUCUGACGAGAUGGCGCCGCCGCCGCCGAUGGAUGAGCCGUUGUCAGCGUCCAGUGGGGUGCGAGGCACAUCGCUCGCGGAGCUGCCGCACGAGAUACUCCUACAUGUGUUCCGGUAUGCACUGACUUCGCAGCAGGAUCUGCAGUCGUGCCUUCUUGUGUGUCGUCGCUGGUGUGCGAGUGCGGUGCAAGUGCUGUGGCACCGGCCUUCGUUCCACAAGCUGUCGGCUCUCUUCCAGAUGAUCCAUGUGAUGAUCCAGCCAGAUGCUUAUUUUCCGUAUGCAAGCUACAUUCGGCGCCUCAACUUUAGUACACUCGCUGGCGAGCUCGAUGACCAGUUGUUUGGGCGCAUGGCGCUCUGCCACCGCCUCGAGCGGCUUACUCUGUCAGGUUGCACGCAAGUCACCGAGGAAACGCUGUCGCGAGUGCUGCAAAAUACGCCUCAGCUUGUGGCCGUUGACUUUAGUGGCGUGACGUGCGUUACGGACCAUACGCUGCAGGUGCUCGCCACGACGUGCCCACGCCUCCAAGGGGCCAAUUUGACCGGUUGCCUUCGCAUUACCAGCCAGGGCGUGUGUGACUUGGCUCGGCACUGUCCCAUGCUGCGGCGCAUCAAGCUGGGUGCGUGCGAGCGCGUAGGUGAUGAUGCGCUGCUGGAACUGCUGCGUCGGUGCCCUACCCUGCUCGAAGCCGACUUGAUGCAGUGCACGUCGGUGCAUGACCAAAGCGUCCAGGACGUGUGGCUGCGUCCGACGCAGCUUCGCGAGCUCAAAUUGGCUCACUGCAAUGCCCUGACGGAUUUGGCGUUUCCUACACCAUCUAUGCGCAGGGCACUCCCUUUAUCGCCCCCCUUUCGCGUGUGUGAGCAUUUGCGAAUGCUCGACUUGACUUGCUGCACGAUGCUCACGGACGAGGCCGUUCGUGCGAUUGUAUCGCAUGCGCCGCGCUUGCGGAACGUGUCGCUGGCGAAGUGCUCACGUCUGACUGACCAGAGUGUGUAUGCGAUCAGCGAGCUCGGACGCAACAUCCAGCACCUGCACUUGGCUCACGUGUCUCAUGUGACGGACCGCGCCAUCAUACACCUGGCGCAUCAUUGUACACGCAUCCGGUACUUGGACCUAGCGUGCUGUGUCCAGCUCACGGACGAAAGCGUCGUGGUCCUCGCGUCGCAGUUGCCCAAGCUGCGGCGCAUCGGACUCGUGCGUGUGGCACAGCUCACCGAUCGCGCGAUAUAUGCGCUGGUCGAGCGAUAUACCAACCUGGAGCGGGUGCACCUUUCCUACUGCGAGAAUAUCCACGUACCCGCCAUCUUCUGGCUCACCCUGCGCCUGCCGCGCCUCACGCAUCUCAGCUUGACGGGCGUGCCCGCGUUCCGCUGCGCCGAGCUUCAGGCCAUGUGCCGUCCCCCACCCAAAGAGUUUAAUCAGCACCAACGCCAGUCCUUUUGUGUAUACAGUGGCCGCGGUGUUCACGAGUUGCGUCGAUUUCUGCAGCAUGUGUAUGCUGACGAGACGCUCGUGCGACAGUUUGGUCCGCUGCAUCCCGACCGGCACCGCAUCUUUCAAGCGGGCCUCGCUCGGCAGCAGCAGCAGCAGCAACAGUGGCUGCUCCAGCAAGAGGCUGUGGGAUCGAUCCUGCCCUCGUCCGUGUAG
Molecule: messenger RNA, 1764 nt
Organism: Malassezia restricta
Lineage: Eukaryota; Fungi; Basidiomycota; Malasseziomycetes; Malasseziales; Malasseziaceae
Product: F-box and leucine-rich repeat protein GRR1
Exons: 1
Coding region: 1-1764 (587 amino acids)
Biological process (GO): SCF-dependent proteasomal ubiquitin-dependent protein catabolic process
Cellular component (GO): SCF ubiquitin ligase complex
Molecular function (GO): protein binding
Source: RefSeq, a predicted model, not a curated record